GUCAUAAAGUGUUAACAUAAAUACUAGUACAUUGUUAACCGUAAUGCUAAUAAAAAGAAAUUGAAGAGCUUGGGCUUCCUGUGGAUAAACCUAAAUUCGUCUGUUAUUCAGACUAGCUAAUGAGGGGAAUCCCCUACAAACGUUUCAGAUUUGCAUUUCAAAUUUCCUACAUUUAUUUGUUUGUUCGUAUUUUGUGCAAAGCAUCAUUUGAUCUUCAACUACAGCCCUGAUGUAGUGUCGAAUUGUGCUUAAAGGCAAGUUGAACAAGGUGAAAUCAAGUUAAAACUUUCGGGAAAGGAACCUCUAUGUAUUAUUUCACUCGAAAGCUUCAUACCAAGCAUUAUUGAACGAGGAACACUAACGGUUGGAUCAAUGGUCACACACGCUUGUCCGUGACGUCACGCCGAUUAUUCAACUUCUUUGCAUCUAUUCGUGCUAUAAAACACCAAUAAACACUCAAAAAGAUUUGGCAAAACACCACAAGAUGUGUGAGGGCAAGCCUUUUUCUGACUGGGGCGUGGCCGAGUGGGACGCCAUUGGCAGGGUGUGGUCCAACCUUCCCAACAUAUUCGGUUUCCUGAUUAUGUGGGGGAUGACCAUGAGCCCGCUGACACCAGACCAGCAGAUUCGUUUACUGAAAGUAUGUUACGAUAUUUCGUACUUGCUCGGGAGCAGCAAGAUGAUGAUGUGUGUGUAUUUGAAAGCGGGCGACACAUUUUCUAAAAUAGCGCAGUAUGAAAAUGCAAUGUCAUGUUAUACAGCUGCUAUGGAAAUAGCGAAAUCAAAUGAUGACAUUCAGACUCAAGCAGAUUGUUAUCAAUUGAUGGGUGAAAUUCAUUGCAGGCUGCACGAUUACGAUCAGUCAAUGGAGAAUUUCCAACACGCACUUAGUCUAUGUCAAAAGACAGGUGACGAGAGUGGUCAAGCUCGUGCAUACCUGGGUAUGGGUGAUGCGCACAGGUCUCAGGGCAAGUACGAGGACGCAAUGAAUAACUACCAACACGCACUUAGUGUAUUCCAAAAAACAGGUGACGAGAGUGGUCAAGCUAGUGCAUACCUGGGUAUGGGUUUUGUGCACAGGUCUCAGGGCAAGUACGAGGACGCAAUGAAUAGCUACCAACAAGCACUUAGUCUAUUUCAAAAGAUAGGUUACGAGAGUGGUCAAGCUCGUGCAUACCUGGGUAUGGGUGAUGCGCACAGGUCUCAGGGCAAGUACGAGGACGCAAUGAAUAACUACCAACACGCACUUAGUGUAUGUCAAAAAACAGGUGACGAGAGUUGUCAAGCUAGUGCAUACCUGGGUAUGGGUUUUGUGCACAGGUCUCAGGGCAAGUACGAGGACGCAAUGAAUAACUACCAACACGCACUUAGUCUAUUUCAAAAGACAGGUGACGAGAGUGGUCAAGCUAGUGCAUACCUGGGUAUGGGUGAUGCGCACAGGUCUCAGGGCAAGUACGAGGACGCAAUGAAUAACUACCAACACGCACUUAGUCUAUUUCAAAAGACAGGUGACGAGAGUGGUCAAGCUCGUGCAUACCUGGGUAUGGGUGAUGUGCACAGGUCUCAGGGCAAGUACGAGGACGCAAUGAAUAACUACCAACAAGCACUUAGUGUAUUCAAAAAAACAGGUGACGAGAGAGGUCAACCUAAUGCAUACCUGGGUAUGGGUGAUGUGCACUGGUCUCAGGGCAAGUACGAGGACGCAAUGAAUAGCUACCAACGCGCACUUAGUCUAUUUAAAAAGACAGGUUACGAGAGUAGUCAAGCUAAGGCAUACCAUGGUAUGGGUAAAGUGCAAAGCUUUCAGGGCAAGUAUGAGGACGCAAUGAAUAACUACCAACACGCACUUAGUCUAUGUCAAAAGACAGGUGACGAGAGUGGUCAAGCUGAAGCAUACCUCGGUAUGGGUGAUGUUCACUUGUCUCAGGGCAAGUACGAGAACUCAAUGAAUAACUACCAACACGCACAUAGUCUAUUUCAAAAGACAGGUGACGAGAGUGGUCAAGCUAGUGCAUACCUGGGUAUGGGUGAUGCGCACAGGUCUCAGGGCAAGUACGAGGACGCAAUGAAUAGCUACCAACGCGCACUUAGUCUAUUUAAAAAGACAGGUGACGAGAGUAGUCAAGCUAAGGCAUACCAUGGUAUGGGUAAAGUGCAAAGCUUUCAGGGCAAGUACGAGGACGCAAUGAAUAACUACCAACGCGCACUUAGUCUAUGUCAUAAAACAGGUGACGAGAGUAGUCAAGCUAAGGCAUACAAUGGUAUGGGUAAUAUGCACAAGUCUCAGGGCAAGUACGAGGACGCAUUGAAUAACUACCAACACGCACUCAGUCUAUUUCAAAAGGCAGGUGACCAGGAGGGUCAAGUUAACACAUACCGCGCUAUGGCGAGUAUUCACGAAGAUAUUUGUAAAUACGAGGAGGAGAAGAAAUGCAUUCGUCAAGCAAUCAGUCUUGCUGCAACGUUAGAGAACGUGCAGCCCAACCUAGGGGAGCUUGGAGUACUAUACACGAAAAGUGGAGACUUCAACGAGGCGAACAAGUGUUACGAAAAGCAGCUUGAUUUAUGUUUAAAGAAUGGCGACGUAGUUGGGCAAGAACAGACACAUGUUAUGAUGGGUAUGCUGCACCUGUCUCAAGGUAACCUCGAUAAGGCUAUGGAGUGCUGCCAACAAGCGAUAGAUAAGUGCGAGAAGAGUAGUAGCACGUAUAGCCAAGAAAUAGUGUAUUGGAUGAUGGCUGAAGUGCAUUUUAUUCGUCUUAACUACAAGGAGGCACUUAAGAACUUCCUGCUUGCAGAAUAUAAUUUUCCGAAAACUAGCACUCGCUUACUUUCUAAUAUAUACCAGCGUAUCGGCAAGUUGUAUGUCUGUAUGGGCCAGUUUGAAGAUGCGGAAUCGAAUCUUUUAAAAAGCUUCAUGUGCUACGAGCAAAUCUUCACUAAUCUUGGAAAGCUAGAAGACGCAAAAACUAAUAUCGUAGAUACCUAUAUUGAGGCAUAUCACUCGCUAGUCUUUGUGUCAGUGGUACUCGGGAAAAAGAGCCAAGCCUUGUUGGUGUCAGAGCAAGGAAGAUCGCGCGCCCUUAGUGAAAACCUUCAAACCAAAUAUGGACUUCAAGGAGAUGCAACAAAGAACUCAUUAGACCAAGAAGUACGUUUGUUAGUCAGUGGUACCUCGCCCUCGUUUGUUGUUGUAUCAUUGAGUGAUAUAUACCUUCACUUAUUCACUCUCUCAUCUUUUACUUCGUUAGUUGUACAUCCCGCAGCAAUGCAAAUGACAGAUGAAGCGGAACAAUGGCAAACUCAUGUCAAAUACCUGAUCAACAGAGUUAUAUGUGAUGCAAAUCUGCACGUCCUUCAAAAUCGCGAUGAUACCUUUGAAGACAGAUCGCUGGACCUGGACAAUGAUGACGAGUCUGAACAACAACACGUGCUGACAGAACUCGCAAGGGUAACACUAGGGUCCAAGGGCCCAGAGAAGACGAAUAUAAUCGGAGGCGAAACAAGCGGAAACAGAAAAGACAAGAGUGUCGCCAAGAUGUGGGGCGGAGAUAGUGAGUGUCACCUUGCUACCAGGUCUCCUUUACCACAUACCACAGGAAAACCGAAGGCGAGUGACGAGGGUACUAGCGGUAAGGUACCACAGGAGCACGACGAAGACGUCUGUACGCCACCCCCAAUAAGCAGUGCCGAGACACAGAGAGGGUUCGAUCUACUAAAAGAGCUGUACCGGAUACUUAUUGAACCAAUUGAGAAGGAACUCACCCAAGAUGAGGUCGUGUUUGUUCCUGAAGGUGUUACGUUCAAGGUCCCCUUCGGCGCUCUGCAAUCACCGGACGGGAGAUUCCUCGCUGAGAAAAAGGCAAUUCGUACUGGCCCAUCACUCACUACUCUUAAGUUACUGAGAGAAUGUCCUGAAGACAAGCACUGCAAACGUGGUGUACUUGUCGUUGCGAAUCCAAGAUCGAACGCAAACAUAUUUACACGCAACAAGAGUGGAGCCGACGUGGAGAUGUCUUUUCACGAGAGGUUUGCAAAUCUCCCUGCAGCAAGUAAGGAAGCUAUCAAGAUCAGAGAAAUACUUCCAGACGUGACAUGUUUGAUCGAGGACCAAGCGACCAAGAAUGCGGUGAUGCAGAGUCUCCAGAAAGGCGUCGGUGUUAUCCACAUCGCUUCGCACGGUGACUCAAAGACGGGGGAAAUAUUAGUCGCACCAGAACCACGCAUGGAUAAGCAUGAUAUCGCCGAAAAAGAGGAAUACCUCCUGACGAUGAAGGAAAUCAGCUCGUGUCAGAUCAACGCAAGUCUGGUCGUACUCAGCUGCUGUCAUAGCGGCAGAGGCCAGAUCAGAGCCGAGGGCGUGAUGGGUCUGGCGCGAGCGUUCCUCGCUGCAGGAGCUCGCUCCGUGCUCGCAACGCUGUGGGCGAUUGGCGACAAUGCCGCACUGGAGUUCAUGGAGCGCUUUUAUCGUCACCUGGCCAGCGGAUUGUCAACUAGUGCCAGUCUCAAGCGGACAAUCCGGGACACCAUCUCAAUGAAUGAUAAAUACAGCCACCCCUAUUACUGGGGCGCGUUUGUUCUCGUCGGUGAUGACGUCACUAUACUGUAGAAACGUAGAAGGGAAGUUUCAAAAAAACUCUGGAACCCUGCAACACAGGGAACUCGGAGGAGUAAGCUCAGCUUGACUUGUUUUCAUAUUUGUAUGACAGUUAUAUCUCAUGUGUAUUCUUUUUGGUACUAUUCAUCUCUAGGGUCUUUUUUGAAAAGGUGCCCUUCAGAGUAAGGCGCUAAUUCGUCAUUUGCUUAUUUGAAGCAGAGCAAUCAAGUCAAUAACUUUUGAUUGAUUUUGAUUUGCAAGUCGUAGCUUAUUCAUAAAACAGUGUAGUUGAGUGUAACCAAGUUAACAAAGUAAAACAAAAAGGUUGUGAA
Nematostella vectensis (starlet sea anemone) is the source of this 4929-nucleotide messenger RNA. Its product is annotated as tetratricopeptide repeat protein 28-like. The record is from RefSeq and is a predicted model, not a curated record. Gene Ontology annotation, molecular function: protein binding. The transcript has 3 exons. The coding region runs from base 485 to 4609 and encodes 1374 amino acids. NCBI's taxonomy places the organism in Eukaryota, Metazoa, Cnidaria, Anthozoa, Actiniaria, Edwardsiidae.